AUGAGCAUCCGGUCGAGCCCGAGCCACGAGCCCGUGCAGCUCCCGCCGCCGCCGCCGAUGCGGGGGAAGAGGCGCGAGCCGGCGCCGCAGGCCGGGCUGAGGGCCGCGAGGCGCAUGAAGCCUCCGCCGCGGGUAGAGAGCACGCAGCCGCGGGAGACGAGCCCGGAGCCGUCGUCUGGCUCGGGCGAGGAGACGGCGGGCGAGGAGAGGUUCGUUGACCGCUAUAUCCAGGACGGAAGCGCGGAGGCGGGUGACGAGCAGGUGGAGGAGGACGACGGGGAGUGGGUCGACGAAGAGGAGGAGGGCGAGGAGGAGGAUCUGCUGCAGCUGGAGUACCAUCCGUCGUACGUCAGCAACCCGCAGAAGCGGCGCCGGCGCUGGGAGAACCGGUGGGAUGCGCUCAUGCAAGCGUUCCAAGCCGUCGAUCGGGAGACGGAUGCGACGCUUGUGUUGCUCGCUGCGCCCUCUCACUCGACGAAGCUGCAUGCGCUCACGUCGCGCUCUAUCCGGCGCGACCCUGCGCUGGCCAACUCGCCCAAGCUGUCCGCGAUCAAGAGCUCAUUCAACUCGCUGGCUACGCAGCGGCGCACCACGCGGGCACACCGCGUCUCGCUGGUGCAGCGCCUGCAGCUGUCCUCGGCGUCGUCCGCGGCAGGGUCCCCAGGAGGCGAGGCGCGCGAGGAGGACCUGCGGCGUGCGCUGGAAGCGGCGCUGGGGAGUCUCGGGGAGAUGGGCAAGAUCUACGAGCAGCGCGAGGUGCGGUGGCGCGACGAGAUGCGGCAGCUGACGGAGGAUCGGGAUCGCGUCGAGAUGCUGUUGCGGCAGACGCUGGGACCGGUGCUGCAUGAGAACGGGCAUGGCAGGUCAUGA
Molecule: messenger RNA, 870 nt
Organism: Postia placenta MAD-698-R-SB12
Lineage: Eukaryota; Fungi; Basidiomycota; Agaricomycetes; Polyporales; Adustoporiaceae
Exons: 3
Coding region: 1-870 (289 amino acids)
Source: RefSeq, a predicted model, not a curated record